AGCUCUCGAGCGGUUGAGAAGGGCUAGGCGCCGCGAUCACAGUCAUGGCCACGGCCGUCCCCACCACGUUCGGGCAGGCGGUGAUCGGGCCUCCGGGCUCAGGGAAGACCACGUACUGCCUAGGCAUGAGCACCUUCCUGGCCGGGCUGGGCCGGCAAGUAGCCGUGGUCAACCUAGACCCGGCCAACGAAGGCACGCCGUACGCAUGCGCCGUGGACAUCGGCGAGCUUGUGACACUACCCGACGUGAUGGAGGCGCUCAAGCUGGGGCCCAACGGCGGCCUCGUGUACUGCAUGGAGUAUUUGGAAGCCAACCUGGACUGGCUACACGACCGUCUGGCGCCGCUCCGCGGCCACUACCUGCUCUUCGACUGCCCCGGCCAGGUGGAGCUGUGCACGCACCACGGCGCCCUGCGCAGUGUCUUCGCGCAGCUAGCCCGGUGGGGUUUCCGGCUGACUGCUGCCCACCUUGUGGAUUCUCACUACUGUACAGACCCAGCCAAAUUCAUCUCUGUGCUGUGCACCUCCUUGUCCACCAUGCUGCAUGUUGAGCUGCCCCAUGUCAACAUCCUCUCCAAGAUGGACCUCAUUGAGCAGUUUGGGAAGCUGGCGUUCAACCUGGAUUACUACACUGAAGUCCUAGACCUCACCUAUCUGCUUGACCACCUGGCCUCAGACCCCUUCUUCCGCCAUUACCGACAGCUCAAUGAGAAGCUGGUGCAGCUGAUUGAAGACUAUAGCCUCGUCUCUUUCAUCCCUCUCAAUAUCCAGGACAAAGAAAGCGUCCAGCGGGUGCUGCAGGCAGUGGACAAGGCCAACGGCUACUGCUUCGGUGUGGCUGAGCAGCGGAGUCUGGAGGCCAUGAUGUCUGCUGCAGUGGGAGCUGACUUCCACUUCACCUCCACCCUGGGGAUCCAGGAGAAGUACCUUCAGACCCCAGAAGAAGAUUCAGUGGGACAAGAAGAUAUGCAUUCAUAGUGGCACCCCUGGAUCCAGAACAUGGUGGCUCGUGGCAAACAGGCCCUAGAGCAGGGCCAGACAAGGCCUCAGGGAUCUGGAGCCGGGACCUACAGUGGCCCAGCAAAGGACUCCAAAGCCCCAACAGGGAUGCUCUGAGGUAGACUGCAGGCCAUGACCAAGUGGGCAGAGGUGGGCAUCUGGCCUCUCUGCAGUGGGCUGGCCUUGGUGCGCCCACCGUGGGGAACAAAGUAUCCUUUCACCCCCACCCCCGGGACGGGUUCACUUACUGCGAAAAUUCCUUUAAAUACACAGGAUUU
Molecule: messenger RNA, 1276 nt
Organism: Gracilinanus agilis (Agile Gracile Mouse Opossum)
Lineage: Eukaryota; Metazoa; Chordata; Mammalia; Didelphimorphia; Didelphidae
Gene: GPN2
Product: GPN-loop GTPase 2
Exons: 5
Coding region: 45-977 (310 amino acids)
Cellular component (GO): cytoplasm
Molecular function (GO): GTPase activity
Source: RefSeq, a predicted model, not a curated record